Molecule: messenger RNA, 3154 nt
Organism: Schistosoma intercalatum
Lineage: Eukaryota; Metazoa; Platyhelminthes; Trematoda; Strigeidida; Schistosomatidae
Source: the annotation of a GenBank genome assembly
AUGAACUAUUUGUAUUAUUCAUUCGCCUUUUUAAAAAAUUAUUGUUUAUAUUUAGGUGAAAAACCAUUUGUUUGUGAAUUCGAAGGAUGUGAUCGUCGAUUUGCUAAUAGUUCCGAUAGAAAAAAGCAUAUGCAUGUACAUAUGAAUGAUAAACCAUAUUUUUGUCGAUUUAAAGGAUGUGAUAAAAGUUAUACACAUCCUAGUUCAUUACGUAAACAUUUACGUGUACAUUAUUUAUCACCGAAUGAUGCAUUAAAUCCAACAGACUAUGAUACACACUCGAACUCAAGUGAUACAAUCAAUAAUAAUAAUAAUAAUAAUAAUAAUAAUAAUAAUAAUAAUAAUAAUAAUAGUGACAAUAAUCAACUUAAUACAAAUGAUUCACGUACAUGUACACGUACUAAUAACAUGAAUAUGACAGAAGUUCUAACACGUGAGUCUCAUAAUUCUGUUAAUCCUACAAAUUAUUUUUAUCCUAUGAUGAAUCGAGAUAAUGUUGAUUGUUUACGUAAUAAUAAUUGUACUGGUAAUAGUACUACUACUAAUCACAAUAAUAAUAAUAACAAUUGUACUAGUACACUGAAUAAAUUGAGAAAAAAAACUCAAGAUAGUCCUAUACAUACUUCAGAUUUUCUAUUACGUAAAGCUUCAAGAAAACGUCAUUAUUCUACUAGAAAUGAAUGUGAUUCAGAGAGUUUUACACAUGUUAAUACAACUACAACUACUAAUAUAACUAAUAGUAGUAAUAAUAUUCGAUCACCAUAUUCAAAAGAUUUUAUGUCACAGUUAGCAGCAGUAGUAUGUGGUCCAACUGAAAAAGAAAUUAAAUCCCAACGAAAUAAUUUAAUUUAUAAUGAAUUUCAAGGAACAGUUCAACAACAUUCUGAAAAUAUUUCACAAUUUCGUAAUGAUACAUUUAUGUGGGGACAAUUGGAUAAUGAACUCCCUAUAACAAAUAACCGUAAUAAUAAUUAUAAGAAAACAAAUACUAAUCUAUCUUAUUUAUCAUCCAAUCAUAAUAUUGAUCCAUUUUUAUCAAAUUCACGUAUGUAUUCAUCAUUAAAUUUUGGACAGUCUUUAUCAACACAACAUGAAAUGAAUAUAGAUAGUGUAAAGAUGAAAUCUGAUCUAUUGAAUUUAAAUCGCUCUUAUGAAUUACAUAACAAUGUAAUUAGUAAUAAUAAUAGUAAUCCAUAUGUUAAUUUACAUCACCAACAACAUGAAGAACAAAUGGAUCAUUUACAACAUUCAUCAUCGCAAUAUGCAUUGAAUGAAUAUACUCAAAAUUUAUUUCAUGCAAAUGAUUUUUUAAUGGAAACUCAAAAAAAUUUUGGAUUAAUAAAACAUCCUUAUUAUCAUACUCAACAACAACAACAACAACAACGUCAAGGAUCAUAUUGUUUCUUACCAUCAUCACAUCAAUAUCAUUCCGAUAGCCAACAACCUCAAGAAUCUCAACAUUUUCAACGGCAACAAAUGAAUUCCUCUCCAAAAUUAUAUAAUAAUUUAUAUUCACUUGAGACAAAUCUUUUAUAUCCAUGUAAUGAUAAUAAUAAUAAUAGUACUAAUUCACAAUCUAUACAUAAUUUACAACAGCAUCAAAAACAUUUAACAUCAGAGAAUUUACUAACACAACAAUCACAACAACAUUCAGUCUAUUCAGAAACUAGUCAUCAGUCGAAUUCAACUGAUUCUGACUUAGAAAAUAGUAGUAUUUUAUUUAAAACUAAUUUAUCAGCAAAUAAUUCAUUUAUAAAUAAUAAUAAUAAUAAUAAUAGUAAUAGUAAUAAUAAUAAUUCGAUUACAUCUUGCACUGGUAAUAUUCUGUCAACAAUAAAUAAUGAUCAUAAUAAUUUAUCCAUUACAAAUGUACCAGUAAUUUCUACACCGACUAUCAUGACAAGUUGUGAAACAAAUUCAUCAACAAUUUCAUUAUUCUCACAAUUGAAUGAAAAUAAAUUAAAAGAGAAUUUACAAGUGAAUGAUAAUAAUAAUAAUAAUAAUAAUAAUAAUAAUAAUAAUAAUAGUUCUACGGAUUUAUCAUUAUCAGAGACAUUAACAUGUGGAGUACAAUUUCCUGUAGCUAAUUCAUUAUCAAAUUGGCUUUCAUUAAAUAAUAGAAAUGGAAUAUCAGUUACAAAUUAUUUAGGAUGGUCAAUGUUAAAUAAUGAUAAAACAAUGAUCACAUCUAACAUAAAUAAUAAUACUGAUGAAUUAACUCAUCACUCAUUAGACAAGAACAAUAAUACUAAUAAUAAUCAGACAGAUAGGAUAAACAGUAUUGAUCGUAUACCAUCAACGGUACAUCAUCAAAUGAAAUGUUGUGAGAAUUUUGAUAAUAUUCCCUUAUCGAACAAUAAUAAUAAUGAUGAUAAUAGUAGUAGUAGUUUUCUUAAUAACGAUAACGAGAAAGAUACCAGUAAUCAAUGUACAUUCACAAAAAAUAAAAUAAAAGAUCCAGUAAUUUCCCCGUAUAUUUCAAAUUGUGCAUUUUCAUAUAUUUGUAGUUCAGAUGAUGAGCAUAAAUUGCAUGAUAAAGAAGAAAAUGAUCAACGAAAUAAAAUAGUUGAAUAUAAGAAUGAUUAUAUUGACAACUACUAUUCAUCAUCAUCUUCUACAAUAAUAGAUUGUGUUAAUGAUUCUUCAACUUUAUGCUCAAUGAUAAAUAAUUCAGUUAUUCAUGGAAAUAUUAACAAGACUAAUGCCGGUACUACUUCUCUUUCGGUUACAACUACUACUAUUACUACUAAUGCUAAUAAUGAUGAUAAUAAUAAUAAUAAUGAUAAAUAGCAUAUGUAACACUUUACAAGUUAAAUAAUUCAAUUUCUAAUCUAUUUUUUCAUACUUCCAUUAUAAUUCUCUUCUACUGAAGAUUAUUUAUUUACGUAAUUCAUUUGUCCAUUUGAUUAUCUCCGAUCCCUCUCCCCGGUGUACAUAAAUAUAUUCAUUGUUUUAUCAGCUCUUAUUUUCGGUUCUAAUUUAUAUGAAAAAAUAUAUAUGAAAGAUUUUAAUUGUGCCAAAAAGCUCAUAGAAUAAUUUUCCUACAAAGUCAAACUUCACUCAUUGACAGUAUUGUUUUUUUUCGAAUACUUUUAUUAUGACCAUCAUGUUAAGUCUCAUGUUAAGUCGCUAACGUAAAAUAAACCAAACACAC